CGCUCCGACUCGCAUCCAACCAACUCACCUCACCUCGACUCAACUUGAGACUUCGUCAGCCGAUUGCUGAACUUCUAUGCCUUCCCCAUCUGCCUCACGCUCUCCUCAAGGAGGAGGGGAUGCAGAGAUGCAAGGACAGCGCUCACCGUCCUCGCAGAGAGACAAGGGGACCGCACGAUCAGCCGCUUCGAGGUCACCACCGCCGCAAAGGUCGCCUUUCAGAUCACGAUCCCCAUUGCGUCCGCCGAGGCGGUCUCGAUCGCCAUCCGAUGCCUCGAUACACCCUGGAUCCGGCUCUCUCUCUCGCUCUCCAACACACUCGCCAUCCCGUUCUCCUCCUCCGCGCAGCGUCGUCUCGCCCAGGAGUCGAGAUGCUUCCUUCUCGCCUGCUGCAGCUCGCAGUAGCGCUAGGGACCCAUACGCAGCAGGGCCCUGCGUCAAAGUGACGGGCCUGACGAAGAUGGUCACGAGAGGUCAUGUAGAGGAGAUCUUUGGCUAUUAUGGCCACGUCAAGAGCUGUACUCAUCCCCUCUUCACUAGGUCUCAAGAAUCAAAAGGUAACGCAUGGGUUCUCUUCAGCUCUACUUCAAGCGCAGAGAAGGCCAUCGAGCACAUGGACAAAGGUCAAAUUGAUGGAGCAGUCGUGAGCGUCGACUUUGGUAGAUUUCCUCAACCGGAUGCACGACGUGACUCUCGUGACGAGAGAAAUCGGCUCAAUAGCAGAGAUGGUGAUAGGAACGGUCGUAUGGGCAGAGAAAAUGGCGCUGUGAGGGGCGAUCGCUACUGGGCUUCCGCGGGCAGAGAUCAAGAUGCAAGAUAUCCCCCACCGCAUCUGGCAAGGGACCAGGGAAACGGCUAUGGACGGAGGAGCGUUAGCCCUGGCAGCAGGAGAAGGAGUCGCAGCCCCCCUCCAAGGAAGCUAGGCAGGAAGCGCAGUCUCUCUCGCUCCCUCUCUCGAGAUCGUGAUGGAGGUCGAGGCACCCCUAGACGGCCAAGAGACGAAUCAAUGUCCCGCUCUCGUUCUCGCUCAAGAUCGCCAUCGUACUCUCCUCCUCGUCGUCGGCAUCGCACCAGCAGCAGCAGUACGAGGGAGUACAGUAGGGACUCUCGCAAUCCCCGUAGGAGUCGCAGCAGAAGCAGGAGUUUCACACCGAAGAGGAGAGAGAGGGAUUCAGGUCGCCCACGAUCACGCUCGCGCUCCAGGUCGCGCUCGAGGUCGCGCUCAAGGUCGAGAUCAAGGAGUGAAAGUCUAGAUAGGAACGAGGCGGAUGCACGGAGGAAUCGGAUGAGCUUGAGUCCUGCAAAUCCAGAGGGCAGACCUUGAGUUUGGUGGGGAGAAGACAGUCUUUGCGCGAACCAUUACCUCUGUAUACCUCUUGUCACCAUGCACUUCUGUAAUUCAUCUCACUUCUCGUCUCCCUUGUUGCACGUCUGCUGCUGAUCUACUUUCAUUAGUGAGGAUGGCCUCCCAGAAACGAUAGUCGAUUAAAGUACUCUAAGUACGAGCUACGCGCUUGCCUCUUCCCGUGAGCCCUUUGUCCACUUUUCAUUUCACCUCUUCCCACCUGCGCCAUACUGUGCAUAUACAAGAAAAGUGUC
Molecule: messenger RNA, 1599 nt
Organism: Microstroma glucosiphilum
Lineage: Eukaryota; Fungi; Basidiomycota; Exobasidiomycetes; Microstromatales; Microstromataceae
Exons: 2
Coding region: 77-1324 (415 amino acids)
Biological process (GO): mRNA splicing, via spliceosome
Cellular component (GO): cytoplasm; ASAP complex; nucleoplasm
Molecular function (GO): RNA binding
Source: RefSeq, a predicted model, not a curated record